AUGAGGAGCGCGCACCCCCUGGUCCUCCUGUCGCUGGCGGCCCUUUGCGCGCGCGGGGACUGCCGCAUGGCCAAUGCCGAGGAGCGGCUCAUGGACGACCUCCUGAACAGGACCCACUACAACAACCUGAUCCGCCCGGCCACCAGCUCCUCCCAGCUCAUCUCCAUCCGGCUGCAGCUCUCGCUGGCCCAGCUCAUCAGCGUGAACGAGCGGGAGCAGAUCAUGACCACCAACGUCUGGCUGAAACAGGAGUGGACCGACUACCGCCUGGCCUGGAACAGCUCCCGCUACGAGGGCGUGAACAUCCUGCGGAUCCCCGCCAAGCGCCUCUGGCUGCCCGACAUUGUGCUCUACAACAACGCCGACGGGACCUACGAGGUGUCCCUCUACACCAACGCGGUGGUGUGGGCCAACGGCAGCAUCAUGUGGGUGCCGCCCGCCAUCUGCAAGAGCGCCUGCAAGAUCGAGGUGAAGCACUUCCCCUUCGACCAGCAGAACUGCAGCCUCAAGUUCCGCUCCUGGACCUACGACCACACGGAGAUCGACAUGGUGCUCAAGACGCCGUCGGCCAACAUGGACGACUUCACCCCCAGCGGCGAGUGGGACAUCCUGGCCCUGCCGGGGCGCCGGACGGUGAACCCGCGGGACCCCCGCUACGUGGACGUGACCUACGACUUCGUCAUCCGCCGCAAGCCGCUCUUCUACACCAUCAACAUCAUCGUCCCCUGCGUGCUCAUCACCUCGCUGGCCAUCCUGGUCUUCUACCUGCCGUCCGACUGCGGCGAGAAGAUGACGCUGUGCAUCUCCGUGCUGCUGGCGCUCACCGUCUUCCUGCUGCUCAUCUCCAAGAUCGUGCCGCCCACCUCGCUGGACGUGCCGCUCAUCGGCAAGUACCUCAUGUUCACCAUGGUGCUGGUCACCUUCUCCAUCGUCACCAGCGUGUGCGUGCUGAACGUGCACCACCGCUCGCCCAGCACCCACACCAUGGCGCCCUGGGUGCAGCGCUGCUUCCUGCACCAGCUGCCCGCCUUCCUCUUCAUGCAGCGCCCGGACGGCGGCCCCGCGAGCGCCUCCCGGCCCAGCGGGCCCCGCCCGGAGGGUCCCGCCGGCUCUCCCGCCGCCGUGUACGGGAGCUCCGCGUACUUCGUGAAUCCUGAAGCCGAGGCCCACAAGGCCCCCGCGGACCUGGGGGACUCCCGGCUGCCGGCCUCGGGCAGGUUCCGGCGGGACGUGCAGGAGGCGCUGGAGGGCGUCGGCUUCAUCGCCCGGCACAUGAGGAGCGACGACCGGGACCAGAGCGUGGUGGAGGACUGGAAGUACGUGGCCAUGGUGGUCGACCGGCUGUUCCUGUGGGUGUUUGUGGUCGUGUGCGUGCUGGGCACGGUGGGCCUCUUCCUGCCCCCCCUCUUCCAGAACCACACGCCCCCGGGGGGGCCCUAG
Eptesicus fuscus (big brown bat) is the source of this 1440-nucleotide messenger RNA. RefSeq names its product cholinergic receptor nicotinic beta 4 subunit (gene CHRNB4). The record is from RefSeq and is a predicted model, not a curated record. Lineage: Eukaryota; Metazoa; Chordata; Mammalia; Chiroptera; Vespertilionidae. Gene Ontology annotation, cellular component: neuron projection; synapse; postsynaptic membrane. Gene Ontology annotation, biological process: nervous system process; signal transduction; regulation of membrane potential. Bases 1 to 1440 code for a protein of 479 amino acids. The transcript has 6 exons. Gene Ontology annotation, molecular function: acetylcholine-gated monoatomic cation-selective channel activity; transmembrane signaling receptor activity.